AAUCCCGUGAUGCCGAUCUGUCUGAUUGCUUUCCUGUGACUUCAUUGCUAAAGCGUAGUGUAUUAUUAUUUGCUAAUUUGCUUGUAGUUUUGGAGCAAUAUUAGCUCUCGUCGUAAUGCGUUAGAAAUUUAUCGAACAUUGCUAGCAGUGUUAAAAUAAAAAUACGAUUGACUCGAACUUAUCUUUGUAUUUGAUUAGCUGUUUCUCGACUAAACUAAUGAGACAUGUCAGUUGUGACUAAAUAAUAGGCUUACUAUUGAAGUUUAACUUUUCAUAAUGUCAAGCAACAUACAAAUAACAUAAACAAACUACCUACAGCUUGUUGUAUUCUGAAGCGGUUUUGCCAAUUUUAUACGGCUGAUAGGUAAUUUACAUAAUAACGAAAAGCUAUGGCUCAACCAGCUGUUGUUCAUGGUACAUACCGCAUUUCACAUAUUGCUGAAUGGUUUCACGCUUUUCCUCAUGUUGAUAUAACAUUUUCACAUGUAAACACUACAUUUGAUCCCACCAACAGUGCUUAUUUAGAAGCAUUAGGUAUCAUAAUUGCUGUUCCUGGCUUUUAUUUGAUAUUAACCCUUUUAGCAUUUUUGAUAUUUUUCUUGUGCCGAUGUUGUGAUUCAAGCUUUAAAAGGAAAAGAAAAAUCACUCCUCUCAAAUGGACUCUUGGAUUCUUUGCCAUUCUUUGUUGUGGAGCUCUUACUGUAGGAUUAUAUGGCAAUGAAACAGCUCAUAAGGGAAUUAAAAACAUUGAAUCUUCUACAAAAAAUAUUUCAGACGUUGUAAAUUCAGUUCAGAAUUUAUCGACAAAAAUUGAAUCACUACUCAGUGAUGAUGUCAAUCAUGAUUUAAAGAAGUUAGAAGGUCUCUUUGUCGUUAUUCCAAAUGCAACCCUUCAACAAGUUCUUGAACUCGGAUUGAGGCAAAUGGCUGACAAUGUUACCAUUGGCUUAAAUAAAAUACAUGACAUUAAUCAUAAAGUAGACAGCAUAAAUUUCCGUGCUUUUCCAGAAGUUAUUGAUGAAGUUGAAUUCAUCAGAUGGCUUUCAACAAUUGGUCUUCUAUGUUUGCUGAUUAUUUUAUGUAUUACACUCGUAUGGGGUGUAAUUAAACAUUCUCGUUGUUUGUUGAUAUUGUUUUCUGUUUUUGGACUAUUAUCUGUCGUGAUAUGUUGGGUACUAGUGUCACUGUAUGUUGGUAUUUGUGUGGCCGGAUCCGAUUUCUGUCUUGAUCCUGAACCAUUUUUGUAUCAGCAGACAAAUGGAGUUGUUGAAUCAGGAGUAAUGACAUACUAUAUGCAUUGUGAUGAAAAAUCUCAAGAUCCCUUUAAGAAGGCUUCAUCUGAUGGAAUCCAAGCUAUUAAAAAUUUGAAAAGUACUUUAGAACAAAUAAACAGAACUAUUGUUAAUGAUGUUGCUGCUCUUAUUCUUCAUGAUAAACUUCAAGUUAUUGAAGAAAGAAUAAAUCAUUUAGGUGAGCAAAUUAAUCAAACUGAAAAGCUUCUGGGCUCAAUCAUUGAUGUUGUGAAAUGCAAUUUUGUGAAUGGAGAGUAUAAGACUGGUUUAGCUUCAGCUUGUGUUGACACUCUAGAGGGUACUGCUUUUAUGCUGGUAUCAGCGGUUGGAAGUGGAUUAUUGUUCACUGUCUUAAUAUGGGUGGCAUCUCAUACCUGGAUUCAUAUAAGAAAAAAGCCUGCAUUGGAAAACAUCGAUGAAGAAGAUCCUUUCUUACCUCCAACUUCAGCCAUGGUGAAUUCCCGAAGAAACCGUGACACGUACGGAAGCACUGGUUUUCGUCCCCGUUCCAGUCAUACCCCUCCCCAGACCCCUUACUUCAAUACGUCUUUAAAUGGACAUUCUGGAAACCAUGACGAUCAUAAUUAUUUGCAUGGGCGUUAUACACCUCCUCCUGCGUAUGACCAGUUGUCUGGGGGCCAUCUCAUGGGGCAUGUGGGAUCUAAAAUGCACUACCAGGCCUGAAUGUCCAUUCCUCCCCAGCCUGAUGCCGACCUCACCUGCGCCACCAAGUUCUGAUUUCGGAGGAGGAUGCUUCAUCUGUGGGUCAACUGGAUCUGGACCUUUUAGUUUUUAUGCAUCAUUUUCAAUAAAUUUCAAGUGGGGCAGCUUUUGGUAAGGAAGACAAGAAGGAAGAACAAUUCCUGUUGAAGCCACAUUUUGCAAAAGAAGAAAAAUGAGCAUGAAUAUUUAAGUAAGCCUUAUAUUGCUGGUAUCAGUGUCUUCUGUCUUAUUGACAGUUCAAGCUCAAAAUGGGGUGCAUGCACUUUUAGUUGCCUAAUCAAAAUGAAGAAUAUUAUGCAGCUUUAUCUAGUUAAUCUUACGUUUUGCCUUCAGUUCUCAAGUUUAAUUUUGAGCUCUUUAGUUUAUGUGAUGCUUAAAUACCAGUACAUUGUCAGUUAAAUCUAGAUAAAUUGUGGUUUAAUAAAUGUGUGCGUGUGUGUGUUUGCUGUACAGUUUUUAAAAGCAACAAAGUAUUUCAUUUAUGUAUAACUUUUAAAUGCAGCAGUCUUGAAAAGCAUAGUGCAUUUUUAACAUCCUUAAGAAUUUUUGCAUUUGAUAUGAAGAAAUAUUAGAACAAUUGGUUAAAUAACCAGAAUUGUCAUUCACCUCUUAUUUUUUAGAAAUGUUGAUCGUUUUUUGUAUGUUAACUGUCACACGUAGAGUGAUUGCGAGUAGCAACUUAAUGCAGUGUCUUUUCUCCUUUCACUGCUCAAUGUAAAUAUAAAGCUUAGCAGUUAGUAUUUUGUUGUAUCAUUAAGAGUUAGGUAUUUAAUUAUAUCAUGUUGUAUAAUAAAUCCUUUUAUACAGCAUUAUUGAAAUAUAUUAAUAGAUUAAAGAAAGUGCAAGUGUUCAUCAUUAGUAAUUAUUGUUUUCAUGCUUCAUCUUCACUGUUUGUGUGGUUAAAAUUUUUGAAUGUGUAUUUAGAAGCAGAAUUUUUUUCCCCUUCCCAUAUCAGAAACAUUAUUUAUCAAUUAAUUGUGUUAGCAAAGCAUGUUUCAUCAUCAGAAUUAUGGCAGUUAUAAAAAUGUUGCAUGCAGUGUUAUGUAAUUUAUAAUGUAAAAAUAUAUUCUACAUGAAUGGAAGUUUUAAUUAUCAAUGUUAGUAAUGUUUUCAUUUCAAGUAUUUAUCUACCACACACAUGCAUUGCUUUAUAGAUUCAUCUUGUGAUUUCUAAGUUUUGGUACUUUUGUCAAAACAAAAGUAGUUUGCACAGUUUUUUCAUAGUUUGUAUGCUUUUAAUUUUAAAUUCUUUAAUUUAAUGCAUGUUAUUUAAAUCAUGGAGAGAGAUUUCAUAGCGUGCUUGUUUCAGCAAGUACAAAAGAAGUCUUUUUGUUGUAUAUAGACGUUCGUUCAAUAAGUACAAAUCUAAUAGCUCAACAAAUGAUAUAUAUAUAUAUGUGUAUAAAUACCAAUAUAUUUUAUUCACUCAUGACAUCUUGUAUCUUUUCUAGACAAAGCAGCUAAUAUGCAUUUUCAAAUGUAUCACUUUUAGCAAAAAAACAGAAAAUAUGCAAUUUUUUACUUUUUUAAUUUUAUUAAAUAUUUUUAAGAUUUAAAAAAUAAAUGCAGCUUAACUUCUAAUGUGGUUAAAUUGAAAGUAUGGUCCCUGUUGAAAAUUAGCCAUUUCCUAAUGCAAGUCUAGUAUAAUAGCUUCUCAUAAAUAUAUAUAGUUUUCUGCACAUAUGCUAUUUCGAUCAUUUAAUUGAAAUUUGUACCUUUCGAAUUGCAAGCACCUCUAGAUUGAAGUAAAGCAUAAAAAGGGAUUUAACAGUGAUUAGACGAAAAGAAAAAAGGUACUUUUCAUUUGAAACAAUUGUUUCUUUUCAACAUUAAAACUUUAAUGUGAUUUUUUGCAACUAUCGAUCUUUUUUAACAAGAAAAUGUUUAAUAGGAUAUUGCAGUAAGCUGCCAUCAUUUUAACCAAAGAUUAGUUUAUUUGCUAUCUAUUUUUGUUUUCACUUAAAUAUUUAGUAUUGAAAAUUUUGAAGCAUCUUUUGCUCAUGAAAUUUUUCUAAAAAAUGCAUUAAAUUUAGGAUUUCUAAAAAUUGUGUAAUGUAAAUUUUUUAACUCAUUAGCACCAAAUUUCUCUCAAUAAUCCAAUUGCAUUAUAAUGGCCUUGUUAAAAAGUUUAUUGUGAAUAUUAGAAAAUGGCCAAUUUCAGUAGUGACCUUAGAAUAGAAGUAUACUAAAUAUCACUUUUAAAAAAGAUACAUUCAUUCUGGUUAUUAUAAUCCAUUCUACAGAGAUUUUGACUGUUUUGAAGGUUCACUGAGAAUGAUUAUUUUACUAUGGGUUGAAAUUGUGCACUGUUUGUGUUUCAAAAGUUUUAAAUUGAGGGCAAAAAUUUACAAAAAAAAAAAAAAAAAACCUUGCCUGUAACUAUUUAAAUUAUCACAAGAAUUUUAAUAUUCAAUCUCUCCCUUACAAUUUUUUGAAAAUUAUUGAAAUAUAUUUUGCAGUUUUAAAUUUAUUGCCAUAUAAGUGGAUAUUUUUCACUCAAAAUUUUUCCUGUUUUGAAAAAGUUUUCACUCGUAAUAAUCAUUAUUUGAUUUUCUUUCCCUCCCUUUAUUUUUCAUACAGAAAUAUUGUACAAUUUAUAUUACCUAUAAAGCGACCGUUUCUACAAUGCCACAUAAAAAUUAAAAAAUCAACCAUGUUCAUAUAAGAGCCAUAGGUGAAAGUGUAAUAUCUUUUUGAUUCUUUUAAAACUUAAAAAUUAUUAUUAAUUAACAGUUCAACAAACAUUUCUCACUAUACAAUUCAACAUACAUAUUUGUAAAAUUUUAUAAAAUUCUGAAAAUUGGAAUUUAUUUUUUUUAUUAAAGUAGCAUUUAUUUUGCCUUGUUUUGUAGUUUGAUGAAUGCUGUUGUAUGCAUUAAUGUGAUGUUUGUAUAAAUUGUCCUUUUUCUGUGAUAGCUCUUUGUUGAAUUAAUUUAUAACUUGUAAUAUAUCUACAUAUUUUUACGUAUUUUAAUGUAUUGUCUGAAACUUGUCUUUAUGUGCAACAAAUUUGUUACAAUUGAAUUAUAUGUAAAAUUUUAAGUUUGUUGUAAUUUCAAUGUUUCUGUUGCCUCUUUAAUUUCAAUGAACAGUAUGACAUGCUAUUAAUCAGUUGCGAAAGAUUCACAUUUUGACAAGGUUUUCAAUUUUGAAUACUGCUAAAAUCAAGCAAAAAGGACAAAUACUUUAAGUGAAAGAGCAUGCAGUGCAUGCAUUUUUUUAACUUUCGAUUAAACAUGCUUUCAUAGCUUUGUAGGGAAAAUUACAUCAACUUGUAAAAUAUGUGUUAGUAUUAGUUUUAUCUUCUAAAGAUAUGUUUUAAAUAUUUAAUUUUGAUAAUGGAUUGUUAAUUAUAAUUUAGUGGAAGGAUAUUUUGAUGUAAUAUUUUUUAUCCACAAAUAAGUUUAAAUUUUCCAAUCCAGUAUUUCUUGAAAGAAUGUUUGUUUGUUUUUUUUAUAAUAGUACUAUCAUUUUAUUUGGCGUUUCUUUCAAACUUUGUUGAUAGCAAUGAAAAAUGCCUGCAACACAGAAUGCAUACCAAUAAACUGAAAAAUAAUUAUUUUUGCUGAUAAUAAUUAUAUUGCCUACUAGAAAAAAUAAACUUAUAUUUGUUUUCUCAGCAAAAAAAAAGAAAAAGUGCAAAUAUAUUUAAGAAAUUCUGUUUUCAGAAUAAUGAAAAUUUUAAGUUGGUUAACCUCCAUUGCUUUUUGUAUUUAAAGCAUAGAAACAGUCUGAAAUACUGCAAUUCUUAUUUAAUGAAGUUUUAAGCAUAUAAUGUAUAUUAUAAAUUUGCUGUUCGCGGAGAGUUGUAUCAGUUGCAUAACUAACUAUAUUUAGUCUACACAAAACGUAAACCAAUGUUGAAUGCUGUUUUUGGAAUAUUAACAUUUUAUAAAAUUGCAUUUGGGCACUCAGGUUGUAAAGUAUUCCAAUAUAGUUGCAUAUCAUAAUUUUCAUGUUUUAAACCAUUCCUAAUCAAAUUGUGUGUAUAAUCAAAUCCUUAUUAAUUUAAUUUCCCUGAAAAUUAUUUUGUUCCUUGUUAAAAUUAUUUACAGUUUAAAAUGAAUUUAAGUAGUGUAAAAAUAAAUAUUAAGAUUUACUGAUUUGAAAAAAAAAAGGCAAUAAAUAUUUAUUUUUUAUUUUUAUUGUCCUUUUAAGAAAUAUUUACAUGAAUAAAAUAACAAAAAAAAGUUUAUAUAUGACCGUUGGUAAUUCUUAUUGUAUAAUUAUCCAAUUUAAAUAACUGAACUUCUUUGCAUAUUUGAGGACUUUUUGAAAUUUCAGAAAGCAAUUGAAUAAAUAUAACUUGAUUGCCAACAGAAGUUAACAUUCAACAAUAAGUUGGCUAUAAUAUUCUUGGUGUUGUAGUCAAUCUUCUAAAGUUGGCAUUAAAAUUCUUUAACACUGGUCUCUUAAGUAAACAUUCCACGUGACUCUUUAUAUAAAAUUUGUUCUAAAAAGCAUUUAUAUAUAUAUAUUUAGUUUCCAUUUUCAUAAAAGAUGCUGCCAAAUGAACAAAUAUAAAUUAAAUGCUAUCAUUUACACUUUACAUGCAUUUUGGACUGGUCAUUUUAUUAAAAUUUUUUAGGAAAUCAACUUUGCUCUAUUUUGUCAGACAAAAAUAUUGUGACGGUCUUAUAGAAAUGAAAAUUGUAUAAGUAGUUCCUUUUGUAGACAUUUUGUAUUAAUUUAAAUAUAAGUAUUUUUAAAUACAUACUUAUUCAGUGCUAAAAUAUUGAUGGUGCAUUUAUAAAAUUUUUUCAUCAUUUACUUGUAUUCACCUAAAAAGCUUUUACUUCAUUCUUUGUUGAAUAAUAAAACUUUUUAUAAUAAACCAUUGUAAGUGCAUUUUACCUCAGUGUAGAAAAAAGUAAAAAAUGCUUUUGUGUAUAAUUAAAUGUAGCAUUUUUUGAUCACUUUGAAAAUUUUUGCUCUUAAUAUUUGUCGCACUGUGCAGCUGUUGCCCAUUGGCUAAUAUACUGUAUGCAACUUUCCCGUUUUUGUGAUAAAGUUCUAUAUG
Uloborus diversus is the source of this 7035-nucleotide messenger RNA. Its product is annotated as protein tweety-like. NCBI's taxonomy places the organism in Eukaryota, Metazoa, Arthropoda, Arachnida, Araneae, Uloboridae. The record is from RefSeq and is a predicted model, not a curated record. The transcript is spliced from 15 exons. Gene Ontology annotation, molecular function: intracellularly calcium-gated chloride channel activity; volume-sensitive chloride channel activity. Bases 390 to 1976 code for a protein of 528 amino acids. Gene Ontology annotation, cellular component: plasma membrane.